ACGGUUGAUCACAGAGUUGGCGUGUGACGUUCCCAUGGAUGACACGCCCCCUCCCUUCAACCCUCAGCCGAAACCGGAUAUUUACGUCAGAGCUCAGAUAUGACCUCGCUGAAACUGUUCCGCAGCUGAUUCACAAACUUGAGUUAACUUUGCUUUUGUUGUAGCGUUACAAGUUUUAUAGAGCAUAGUUGUUGCCGGUUGACCAGCAAGUCUACAGGAAUUAAAGAUGAUCGCUCAGUAACGAGAAGAGGUCUGCCCGUCUGAAGACACCGCCAGGUCUGCCCGUCUGAAGAAACCGAGAGGUCUUCCCGUCGGAAGACACUGAGGUAGUACUCCCUGCGAGUCGACCUGGAUUGUCAGGGUGUUGCAACCAACGCGUAUGAUGUAACUAUGGAAGCUGGAAGAGCAAGAUCUCUCUGUCAUGUUGGCAGUCUUAUAAGGAGCAGAUCGGAGGGGACAUUGAUUGAACCGGACGAUGACACACGCAACAAAUCAAAUGGUAUUUUUGCAUCCCAAGCAACCAAGCAUUCUGAAUGUACAGUUUCACAACCAAAGGUCACACCUCUAUUGGGAACAUUAAAUCCAUUCUGGAACAAACUUGCUGGAUCCAAUCCUUUCUUAGAUUACAUGGUGCAUGGCAGCACAGAGAAAAAUCUGUUCAACGUAUCAAAUGCAAAACAGGAUCCUGACAACUUAAAAGACAUCAAUAAUGAAGAUUCAGUUAGCACAUCUUCAGAUGAGGGCAAUGUGGGGAACCGGCUGAAAUACAAACACAAGGUUAGGAACGGACCUGGAAGAUGGAGAAGUGCCUCAGAUAUUUUGGAUGAACUUGAGAGAAAGGAAUCAAAACUAGAAAAAUACCACAAACCACCCCAGCCCAUUUUGAACCCAGACUUUGAGUGGCUAAAAAAUGACAGGGAAGCAUAUAAGAUGGCCUGGCUGAGCCACAGGCAGCUAACCAGGUCAUGUCUUGACCUGGGAUUGAUGAGCCAAAGUCCUGGAUGGGCUCAAACACAGGCCACUGACGCUAUGGCUGCCUGCAAGAUUGACCACAAUGGAGGCGUGGUCAGUUUACCAGACUCACAAAAUAGUAUCUGUAUCCCAGAGGGUCACGUUCAUCCAGGGGAGGUUCAAGAAGUUUCAUUCAAAGUUAACCUUGACCCUCCUCAUUGUCUCAACACCCUUUACACAGCCACCAUGAGUCCACUUUUGGAAGUGAGGCUCAGCAACCUGAACACCAAGGAAGGGAUCACCCUGGAGCUGAAACUAGAUGGAAUUGUAAAGAACGAUCCUUUGAGUCAAGUGAUGACCACACUGGUAGGUCUCAUAUCUGACAAGAAAGAGGGGCCUUAUGGCAAGGUCAACGACUGUUUCAUUCAGGAGAACGUCAUGCAGAUAAAGCUGCACCAUUUUAGGAACCAUUUUUAUGCUAUCGCCGCUGCAGAGGCCACUGAUAUCCAGUUCCCUGCAACAUCAGUAUGGGACUACCUUGAUCAUACGUUUAUGGUUGCUGUAUAUGGUCCCAGGUACAUUCACCCAUCUUUCAAGGCGGUAAUGGUUGUCUCCCGUCACAAUGAUAUUCCACCAAGGCUUCCAUUUCCAGACAUCCGGGAAGGCAACAAAAACCUGCCCCCAGUUGUGCUGCAUCUCUGGGGAAAACAUCAGCUUAAGAUCGAAACAUUUGAAGAUCUACUUGUUGACAUUGGCAUCACAAAUUCAACAUUUAACAUAAAAGCUGAAGACGAACGAAAAGAAGUCAAACCAAGUAAACUUAAAUUGGGGAAGUUUUUGCAUUUUCCAUUUGAAUUAUCCCAUUCUGGGAAUGCACAACUGACUUGCUUCAACAUAGAUUUACAAUUGCAGGACUCAAACUCUGUUACCAUCGCACAUUUCCAGGUGUCUUCCCCAACAGCUGCACCUGUACGGUCAGAAAAAGUAGCUCCUAAGCAACUGGCCAGACGAAUGGAGAUGGCGAGAUCUUCAUCUAUUCCUGAAGAAGUAUUUCCAGAAUCACAUAAAUUCCAGGUCAAAUCUGUGAACCUUAAGUGGUACGGGGUGGCCCUAAAGUCUGUGCUCCGUCAGCCUAGGAUGGAGUACCUUCUGGAGUAUUUCAAAGGGGACACUUUGGCACUCCUCUCCAGAGAAAUGGUUAGGUCAAUUGGAAACUUUAAAGAAAAGCAGUGGUACAUUGGAUUCUGCAGAGGAAGGACGGGCUUAAUUCAUUGCAAAAACAUUAAGAUAAUUACCAGAGAGCAAGUGCUGGACUUUACUGGUAUAAAUAUCACCACAGAUGUCCUUUUGUACAACAUGACACUGCCCUUCAAAAAAUUAACUUACAUGUACUCAGCCAUCCAGACCUUGGUGACUUCACAAAUAACCAGCUGGAGAACCUUUGCUGAUGCCCUGGGAUACUCCAACCUUUCCUUGGAUGCCAUUACCCAUAGGCAUACGGAAAACGAGGCAGACAAGGUUGCGUGUGUACUGGAAAAGCUGAAGGAAGAUUGUCAUGCAGAGAAAAGCAGAAGAAAGUUCCAACACGAACUCAUGAUUGGUCUUUUGAAGAUGGACUAUGUCAGUCUGGUGGCACUGUUAAUGAAGAAUACAGUCAUCUUGUCCACUGCAGUCGAACUGGGUAUAAGAUGGAGGGAGCUGGCUGAGAAAUUUGGAAAACUCAACAGUGCUCAAAUAGCAAACUAUGAGGCUCCACAUGCAGGGAAGACUGGGGAAAUCAACGCCCAGUCCAUGUGGAAACCUGCCUAUGACUUUCUGUAUUCCUGGAGCAUGCGCUAUGGGGACAGCUAUAAAGACAUGAUCCAGGAUCUCCACCUAAUUCUGGACAAAAUGAAGAACCCUGUUACUAGACAGUGGAGGCAGCUCACUGGAGCACUCAUCACAGUGAAUUGUCUCGAAGCUCUCAGAUUCUCUGAAUACCCUUAAAAUCUAGAAUGUUCUGUAUGUACCCAUAUUGUGAGCUGUUAAUGUGGCUCUUAAGGCAUAUAUUUAAUUGAAUACACUUUCAUUCAAACAGGAAUGAGCAUGAAAAUUAAAUAUCUUAUAUACUGUAUGCACACAUACACUGAUAGACUGGAAAAAAGUUUGUAAAUUUUGGAAAUCCUGUAACUGUUCUCAAAUGCAUGGCUAGUCCAGUGAUCACCAUAAAAUUGUAACAAAGAGAAUACUUCCAUAGCUCACAAGUUUAUAAAACAGGGAGAACAUUGUAUGCACUGAAUAUGUCGGACAUAAGGUCUAAGUGCUGAAUAGUGGUUGAAUGUUGAUUAAUGCAUUAUUUAAUGUUACAUUGUCAAUAUGCCAAAUAUUGUAAAACAGCUAGGAAAGAUGCAGCCUGCCUGUGUCCGGUAUUUUAUUAUUCAUUACCUAUCGUUAUCUAAUUUUAGUCAACUGUAUAUAGCAUUAAUGUACCGUCGGUGUUUAUAUUUUUUUAAUACAUAGCUAUUGUUUAAUUACUUAGGGUUACGGUUAGAAUGUUUUCUAAUAUGGAUUUUUUUCACGGAGAAGUAAACAAAGAUCAACAAAUAUAACUAUAAUUCAUCUUUUUAUUUAUUGUCAAUUAAAAACAAUGAUAAAAAAUGUCUUAAAACAGAAAA
Messenger RNA from Gadus macrocephalus (Pacific cod), 3605 nucleotides. It is a transcript of the gene macc1, whose product is annotated as MET transcriptional regulator MACC1. Gene Ontology annotation, cellular component: cytoplasm. Bases 391 to 2937 code for a protein of 848 amino acids. The record is from RefSeq and is a predicted model, not a curated record. Lineage: Eukaryota; Metazoa; Chordata; Actinopteri; Gadiformes; Gadidae. The transcript has 6 exons.